AUGUUUAAAAGAAAACAUAAACACUCCCAAACACCUCUAAAUACUCUUUUAGAGCUGUAUAAUGAAGUGGCUAACACCGCCCUCAAUAACAUUCAUUUAGAGCAAUCAGGGAACCCUGCCGAAGCCCUACAAGGCUGGAAGGCGCUCCAUACAACUGUCCUCUACAAGCUUGAUGCCGUGGACAAGGUGAUCAACAAUAUAGCCCUAACCGAAGAGGAGGAACACGUACUCAGUGAGAUCCAGAUCCUUCAAUCGCAGAGUGAUGAUCAUCUGACCCGUUUACAGACGAAGCUGAAUGAGGAUAAUCAGGCUCGUCAAAAGCAACGUUCCAAGUCGAACCCUGGAUCGUUAACUUCGUCUUCCUUGAACGUACCCACUUUGAGGACUUCUAACCCUCAACCAAUGCAAACACGUAAGAGAGCUAUGCAAAAGACUCUGCGAACCACGACCUCCAAUAAUAGAUCUGCAACAUCCAACAAUGCGAAGACAGCGGCGUCACUUAGCUGGACCCAAGACGAGGAACAUGCACAUCGAAAUAAUUGGUCUCCUUCUUCGAGUUUGAAUGUCAACAAAGCAACCAAAUCAUACUCCUCAAUGUUUGACUCCUUUAGUGACACGAUAAUGACAAAGAGUGACACAGCGUUGAAAGAAUUGGAAAGGGAAGCCACAUUACGAGAACUAGAGAAAGCAGGAAACUCAUCCAGGGAACAACGAACUAAAUCACCUCAUCUAGCAACCGAAGAGAACUUAAUAGAUUUGGAUACAGAACUCCAAAGUCUGGAGCUGACCAGGUUAAAGUCACCUCCUUCGAAUAGUGCUACAGAACCAUCUAGCACACAUACUAAUAGUACACCAGCCUCCAGAAAAGCUGCAUAUGUCUACAAGCAACCAUCAGUACCAAAGUUUGUUAUUACCAAACAAAAGCAGUCAUACAAGAAUCCCUCUAAUACUUCAGCACGCCCUCAACUGACAAGACCACCGCCUAAAUCUGCAUCUCUUGUUUCAGUAAAGAAAACUAUAAACCCAGCAACUGCAAGUUCAACAAAGCCUUCAUCGUCUUCUAAGAAGCCUUCCACUCCAAGAUCGAGAUCUGUCCCUACAAGUCGAAAGAAAUCUCCUUCUCUUUCCCCUAAUAGACCUCCCACCAAGAAAGAAUCUUUAUCCAGCGAUACGAGUGACAAUUCACAAGAUGAUUCUGACAAGAUUGACGACUCUGAAGCCCUAAUUGCUUCACUUCGUGGGGUGGAUCCAUUGGCUGCCAAACAAAUUCUCAACGAAAUCAUUGUGCAUGGGGACGAAGUUCAUUGGGAAGAUAUUGCAGGCUUGGAAAGUGCCAAAAACUCUUUGAAGGAAACUGUAGUUUACCCCUUUCUUCGUCCCGAUCUCUUCAGUGGUUUAAGAGAACCAGCGCGUGGAAUGCUGUUGUUUGGUCCGCCAGGAACGGGAAAAACAAUGUUGGCGAGAGCUGUUGCAACAGAAUCCAAAUCCACUUUCUUUUCUAUAUCUGCAUCAUCCUUGACUUCCAAGUUUCUUGGAGAAUCUGAAAAGCUUGUUCGAGCUUUAUUCCAACUGGCCAAAAAAUUGGCACCUGCAAUUAUUUUUGUCGAUGAAAUCGACUCGUUACUUUCUUCAAGAAAUCAAGAUGGGGAAAAUGAAUCGUCAAGAAGAAUCAAAAAUGAGUUUCUAGUACAAUGGAGUGACUUAACAAAGGCAGCUGCAGGUAAGGAUUCGGGAGAAGAUUUGCAGCGAGUACUUGUACUGGCAGCUACGAAUCUUCCCUGGGCUAUUGAUGAGGCAGCUCGAAGACGUUUUGUUCGCCGCCAGUACAUUCCAUUGCCGGAAGAGGAAACUAGGAAAGCACAGUUAUCAAAACUUCUAUCCUAUCAAAAUCAUACUUUAUCCAAUGAGGAUUUUACAGCUUUAGUCAAAUUAACUGAAGGAUUUAGUGGAUCAGACAUUACUGCAUUGGCGAAAGAUGCAGCAAUGGGUCCGCUAAGACAACUGGGAGACAAGCUUUUGAUGACAAACAAGAACGAAAUCCGACCAGUAAGCUUGGAAGAUUUCAAAUCCUCUUUAAACUACAUCAGACCAAGUGUGUCGAAAGAAGGACUUUUACAAUUUGAAGAAUGGGCAAAGCUGUACGGUUCUUCUGGUGUUUGA
This is a messenger RNA of Komagataella phaffii GS115, 2160 nucleotides long. RefSeq names its product Putative ATPase of the AAA family. Gene Ontology annotation, molecular function: ATP binding; ATP hydrolysis activity. The transcript has a single exon. NCBI's taxonomy places the organism in Eukaryota, Fungi, Ascomycota, Pichiomycetes, Pichiales, Pichiaceae. The record is from RefSeq and is a predicted model, not a curated record. The coding region runs from base 1 to 2160 and encodes 719 amino acids.